Molecule: messenger RNA, 678 nt
Organism: Plasmodium malariae
Lineage: Eukaryota; Apicomplexa; Aconoidasida; Haemosporida; Plasmodiidae
Product: cytochrome c oxidase subunit 2, putative
Exons: 2
Coding region: 1-678 (225 amino acids)
Cellular component (GO): membrane
Molecular function (GO): cytochrome-c oxidase activity; copper ion binding
Source: RefSeq, a predicted model, not a curated record
AUGAAUUCCAGGCUAUAUGUUCGUUUAAGAAAUAUAAAUCAUUUAAUUAGUAAUCAUAAAAAUAAUUAUAUAAAGCAAAAAUUUAUUGGAGAAAGUACAUUAAAAUGCAAAGAAUUUUCGACAAUAAAAAAGAAUGCUCCUGCCAAUAAUAAAUUAAACGAGAUUAAGGACAAAGGGCUAUCUGAAAAAAUUGUCCACGAACAUGAAGGACACACAAAGGGAUUAUAUUAUCAUAUAGAUCAUCAUCAUGGUAAUCCACGUGAUCAUUUAAAUGAAGAUGGAACAAGAAAACAUGAAUACGAUUUCGAUAAUUAUCAUUGGGAUGAUUAUUGGUUAAGUACACCAAAACAAAAUAUUGUAAUUGUCAAUGGACAGAAAAUGAUUAAAGGAGAAGAAACUAAACCAAUGGAAUACUUAUUCAAUGUUAGUCAACAAAAUAUUCCUUUUUGGUCUAGAACAAGAUUGAAUGUUUGGGGAAAUUAUAAUAUGGUUUUAAAAGUAGAAUUUCUAUUUUUUUGGAUUCCAACACUUAUUAUUUUUAGCAUAGCCAUUCCAUGUUUCACGAUGUUAUAUAUGCUAGAUGAAAUAGUUCACACAACCAUGACAGUAAAGGUUAUAGGGAGACAGUGGUAUUGGAUUUAUGAAGUAGAAUCACCACCAGAAGAUGAUGAUGAGUAA